Molecule: messenger RNA, 426 nt
Organism: Arabis nemorensis
Lineage: Eukaryota; Viridiplantae; Streptophyta; Magnoliopsida; Brassicales; Brassicaceae
Source: the annotation of a GenBank genome assembly
AUGAUUUCAGCGAUUGAGAGUGAGAGAUUCAAGCCUCCUUCCCCUAAGCGUCUCAAAUCAGAGAAGCCGUCCAGAUUUAAAUUCGAUCCAGAGGAUCUUCGACGUUUUGAGGAAGAGUGGGGAAAGAGCGAGGGUUUUGAUGUCGACUUGUCAAAACUCCGUAACACAUUCAGUUGCGGAUCUGUAGAUCUCGAAGACGAUGACUUUGUUGAACCUGAUUCCGAAGAUGAGACCAACAGAGAUUGGCUCAACACGUUGUGUAAGAUGGCUGUCUCUUACUACAAGGAGAAGACGGAUAUAAGGUUGGAAUUUUUCAAGGCUUUGAGAGCAAAUUAUCACCCAUCUGCUGCAAUCACACUCUACAUUACAUUCGAAGCCAAUGAUCCUUUAGAUGGCCUCGACCAUGAUGAGUUUAUAGAGAUUUGA